This is a messenger RNA of Protopolystoma xenopodis, 522 nucleotides long. The record is from the annotation of a GenBank genome assembly. NCBI's taxonomy places the organism in Eukaryota, Metazoa, Platyhelminthes, Monogenea, Polystomatidea, Polystomatidae.
AUAAAACGUGCAUUAGAGGAUGAACGAGCUGUCUACACAGAAGUCCGAUUAGUAAAAGAUAGAAAAUCUCAAAUCUCGCGUGGUCUUGCCUUCGUCGAUUUUAAAUCGAUCGAAGAUGCCAGACGCUUUGGCGAAAUGUCAGUCCGCGGUGUUAUGGCCAAAUUAAGCUUUGGGGCAUCACGCGAUGAACACAUAGAUAGGAUUCGCCAAACCUUAGAUUACCACCAUCAGGCAUUUAUUGACGUCCGUGUCAUAAGAGACAAAGAAACAGGUAUGACGAGAGGAUUCGGUUUUGUCGAAUUCGCCUCUGUCGACGAGGCGAAGCACUGGAUGGAUAGCCAAAAUCUUUGUCAAUUACAGGGAAUCAUGCGCGUGCGUCGUCAGGAACUCCGGAUGUCGUACAGUUCUUCGCGUGCCUACCCCGACAACCUGGCUCUGUCUCUCGGUCGCUCGAUUUGCUCGCCGGACGUCUCGAUGGGUGAUUGGAUUUGUUCAAGGGUGGGUAUCGUCGACCGCUUCUGA